Molecule: messenger RNA, 3569 nt
Organism: Sipha flava (yellow sugarcane aphid)
Lineage: Eukaryota; Metazoa; Arthropoda; Insecta; Hemiptera; Aphididae
Product: facilitated trehalose transporter Tret1-like
Exons: 8
Coding region: 824-2806 (660 amino acids)
Biological process (GO): carbohydrate transport; transmembrane transport
Cellular component (GO): membrane
Molecular function (GO): sugar transmembrane transporter activity
Source: RefSeq, a predicted model, not a curated record
CUUUCAGUCAUGCACCGCUCACUGUACCGCCAGUGUAUAUAAUAUACUUCUCGGCGGCAUUUAUUUUAUUCUCAUCCGCGGUUGAUAGUUAUAAAUACGUGAUAAAUAAGAAGACAACUCAUUUUCCUCGACGCGCAUUUUUCCGUUUCUAUCCUCUCUCUCUCUCUCUCUCGUCUCAACUUCUUCUGCAGUGGACGCACGCGACGCAAAAACAUUUUAAUUUUUUAUUUUUCCGUGACGAACACUACUGCACUGCUGCGCACACCCGGAGACGACGCCGCCGCCGCCGCAUAUCAUUACCGUCGCGUUGCAACGCAGGUACGCCACUUGUCGCGCCCACGAAGAUAAGAAAAUACUUAAAACAAGAAACCGGCUCUGAUAACUUUUUGCCGUACAGAACCUUCGCGGUCGUGUCCGUCGAUGUUCGCAAAGGUCAGCAGCCGCUAAUCCGGCUAUCGUGUUCUGAUCCCAGACAGUUUUCGAUGGGAUAUUGCAAUCCGUUCGUAUCGAUUCGGUUUGUCAAUCGCAAGCUCCGUGCGAAACUUAUACCGCUCAGAUCUUAAGCCACUGCACAUCUUACUGUCGCUACGUGCCCUACGUGCUGCUGCGUGAGUGAUAGAUCAUUGUAAAAGGAAAAAAAAUAUCGAAAUUUCUAGAGAGAGAGAGAGAAAAACAACCGUAAAUCGACACGAGUGUUUUUCGUGAUAUUAAUAUAUUUGUACAGCAAAAAACAUCAAAUAAACGCGAGUGUUUGUGUGUUUUUUGCAGACCACGAUAAGAGUUUGUUUUUUACGCAACACCGCGAAACCAGUCUCCCAGCCAAAUGGCUUGGAUCAAACCGGAAGACGAAUCCAGAAUCAAAACGAUGCAAUAUCCAAGCGAUAUGCCCAUCUCGGAGGACCAAGUAGCCGAGCUGUUCGGUGAAGGCGCCCGCAUACACAGCGUGCAUCACCGGUCCAGGCCGGAGCAAUCCGUGUUCGCGUCGUCCAUGUCGUCGAGCGCCUCGGUGGACACCACUGUUGGCUCGACCGCUGCGCUCAUACACAGCCACGCGGCCAAGGUGAAGAAGAAGAAGUACGCGUUCCUUAGGCAAGGCAACGGCAAUCACCAGCAGGUGGCCAGCAACGGGUACAUCACCGGCCGACAUUGCCGGGGAGACUCGGGCGUGCUGUUCGGCCAGAAGGAGCGCAACAUUCGGCUAUCUGCGCCCACUGUGCCCAACCUCUUCGACCAAAUGAUCAAGAAGAAGCAGGCGCUCGACCAAGUGUCGGCGAAGCGGCUGAGCAGCGACGAUGACGACGACGACGACGACGACGACGAUGACGACGAGCACGACGAAGACGACGACCCGCGUCGCAAGACGGCCGUCAAGAUCCGCACGCCGCAGAACACAUAUGUACCACAGGUCCUCGCUUCACUAACAGUAUCACUAUGCUCAAUGGUAGUUGGAUUUGCGUCUGCCUACACGUCACCUGCCUUACCGUCAAUGAACAGCCCCGGAAGUCCGCUGUCUGUAAGCGAAGAAGAAGGUUCAUGGAUCGGCAGUCUCAUGCCACUGGCAGCACUUAUUGGGGGCAUGGCCGGUGGACCCCUCAUCGAAUCCAUUGGUAGAAAAACCACAAUUCUUGCUACCGGAAUACCUUUUAUUAUUUCCUUCAUUCUGAUUGCGAUGGCUGUCAAUGUUCAAAUGGUAAUGGCCGGUAGGGCCAUAGCUGGAUUCUGCGUGGGUAUUGCUUCAUUAGGUCUUCCCGUGUACUUAGGAGAAACUGUGCAGCCUCAAGUCAGAGGAACGUUGGGUCUUUUGCCCACAACUCUCGGUAACAGUGGUAUCUUAUUAUGUUUCAUAGCUGGAAAAUAUCUCAACUGGCAAAUGUUGGCCAUUCUUGGCGCUUGUAUUCCUAUACCUUUCUUAGUGUGCAUGCUUCUCAUCCCUGAAACUCCACAAUGGUACAUUAGCAGAAACAAAAACAAGAAAGCAAAGAAAGCUCUUCAGUGGCUGAGAGGCAAAAACGCAGACGUAACACAAGAAUUCAGCGAGAUCGAGAAAGCUAAUCAUGUGGGCAAAAAUGAAGAAAUGCCUGGAUACCUCAGCUUAUUCUCCAAAAUGUACUCGAAACCCUUGCUUAUAUCCAUGGGACUCAUGUUAUUUCAACAACUCAGCGGAAUAAACGCCGUUAUUUUUUACACCGUUAAAAUCUUUAAGGAAGCGGGAAGCACCAUCGACGAAAACUUAUGUACAAUCAUUGUCGGCAUUGUCAAUUUCCUGUCAACGUUUAUAGCGACCGGUCUUAUUGAUAAACUCGGCCGAAAAAUAUUAUUGUAUGCUUCCAGCGCAACGAUGGCAGUCACUUUGAUCACACUCGGUACGUUUUUCAACUACAAGAACAGCGGUGCCGACGUUUCCCAGUACGGAUGGCUGCCGUUGGCCAGUUUCGUGUUUUUCAUUAUCGGUUUCGCCAUCGGUUUUGGACCGAUCCCUUGGCUUAUGAUGGGCGAGAUUUUGCCAGCUAAAAUUAGAGGUACAGCGGCUUCAUUGGCAACAGCUUUCAAUUGGGCCUGCACGUUUUUAGUAACCAAGACAUUUUCCGACCUUUUGCGAAUUUUCGGAGCUGACGGCGCGUUCUGGCUUUUCGGUGGCAUUUGCUUACUGGGCCUCGUGUUCAUCAUAUUCUGCGUGCCAGAGACUCAAGGCAAGAGUCUCGAAGACAUCGAACGCAAUCUAACUGGUGUCGGCAAAGGUCCAGUGAGACAAGUGAGAAGAAUGAGUUCCAUAGCGCAUUUGAAACCACUACCGAUGGCCAUUUAAAAAAAUAGGACAACACAUACAUUUUUUUCUUUGGAACAUUUUUGCGGCAUUACAUUUUUGUGAUGACAAAAACGGGCUUAUUCUGAGUACCUCUAUAAUUUUACAUUGUAAAUUAACGUUUUUCAUACAUUUUAAUUAAUUGUUUUGACCAUUUUUAAAACGCAUUAGACUACACUGUUCUAAAGUGUAUUUUAUAAUGGUGCUAAAAUAUUUCAGACAAUAAUUAAUAUAAAAACAAUUUUAUGUUAUAAAUACCUGAACAAUAAUCAUUGAUAAUGAUCGUCAUUGUUUCCACAUUCCGGAGAGUUGGUAAAGUUCCAUUUUUUAAAUUAUUUUUUUCGUGCUGUGAUAGAGACAGAGCAUCCCUCCCUCCAGUGAUAAUGUUUACAUCGAUACACAUAGCUAAACCGUUUGCGUUUUAAUUUGUAAUAAUAAUCCCUCAACAAACCCUUGGAAGAUUUCUUAUUAAACUUAAGAAUAGAAUAUAAUGCAAUAUAUUAUUUAGCUGGGCACUCGUUAUUGUACUUACAAUUAAAUUUUCAUUAUUACACAAUAUGUCAAUACGCUUAAGCCACAUUAUAGGGGGAGGCCUUCUCAUUUGAAGGUGUAUGUUUAUGUAGAUUAACGUUUUUAAUAUUAUUAUAUAGGUGUAAAGUAAUAGUAACACUCGUUUACUAAAUCAGUGAACAAAUGUUUUUAACUAUUUAUAUUAUGUUUUUUUCAUUCAUUUUACAUUGUACAAUAUGCAGAAGGUAUUUUUUUC